UGGCGAAUGGAACGGGUAUGCCUUUGCCGUCAUAACUUAAAUUGGUACAUAGCAGUCUUCAGAAAAAACGCAACAAGUACAUGAGGACAAGGCAAAAAGAAUCAAAUUGUGGAUAUGCAUGGAUAUUUUAUAUCUCCGAGGAUGUAUCACAAUAAGCCAGUGCAUGUUUAUUAUCGCAGAUGAUCAACAGUACACUUCCCUGAUGAGAUCCCGACUGCCAGAGGCAGAGGUCUGAGUGACACGACACACUCAGGGCCCCAGCGGAGCCCCUUCGCCACAGCUGACCAAGGCAGAGGCGACCCCUCUUCCAAAAACUUCCUGCAUUCGGCACGACCUGCGGAUUCUAACCCCCCCCUCCCCCCCCCCCCUUCCCCCCGCCCCCUUCACCACUCCUGUUCCAGUCCGGUCACUCCUAUUUCCCGCGUGCGUUGGACCCCGCAAGAGUUCAAAACUGUUUCUCCAAAGGUUCUUCCAAAAACUCAGACUGUUCCCCAAGGCGGACUCCACGCAGCCCUCCCAGGCGCAGGCAGAGGCGAUGGGCAGCGUGCGGGCCCACCGCUACAGCAUCGUGUCCUCGGAGGAGGACGGCAUGAAGCUGGCCACCAUCGCCGUGCCCAACGGCUACGGCAACGGCCAGGGCAAGGUGAACACGCGGCAGCGGUCCCAGAGCCGCUUUGUGAAGAAGGACGGCCACUGCAACGUGCAGUUCGUCAACAUGAGCGAGAAGGGCCAGCGCUACCUGGCCGACAUCUUCACCACCUGCGUGGACAUCCGCUGGCGCUGGAUGAUGCUCAUCUUCUGCCUGUCUUUCCUCCUCUCCUGGCUGUUUUUUGGCUGUGCCUUCUGGCUGGUUGCCAUCUUCUACGGCUCGCAGAAGUGCGUCGCCAACGUCAACAGCUUCACGUCGGCCUUCCUCUUCUCCGUGGAGACGCAGACCACCAUAGGCUAUGGCUACCACUACGUGACAGAGGAGUGCCCUGUGGCGGUCUUCAUGGUGGUCUUCCAGAGCAUCGUGGGCUGCAUCAUCGACGCCUUCAUCAUCGGCGCCGUCAUGGCCAAGAUGGCGAAGCCCAAGAAGAGGAACGAAACGCUGGUGUUCAGCCACAACGCCACCAUCGCCCUGCGUGACGGCAAGCUUUGUCUCAUGUGGCGUGUGGGCAACCUGCGCAAGAGCCACCUGGUGGAGGCGCACAUCCGGGCGCAGCUCCUCAAGUCCCGCACCACGGCCGAGGGCGAGUUCAUCCCACUGGACCAGGUGGACAUUGACGUGGGCUUCGACAGCGGCCUGGACCGCAUUUUCCUGGUCUCCCCCAUCACCAUCGUCCACGAGAUCGACGAGGACAGCCCCUUCUACGACAUGAGCAAGCAAGACCUGGAUUCCUCCGAGUUCGAGAUCGUGGUGAUCUUGGAGGGGAUGGUGGAGGCUACAGCUAUGACCACGCAGUGCCGUAGCUCCUACGUGGCCAGUGAGGUCCUGUGGGGCCAUCGCUUUGAGCCUGUCCUCUUUGAGCAGAGGAGCUACUACAAGGUGGACUACUCCCGCUUUCACAAGACCUACGAGGUGCCCAGCACACCACUUUGUAGCGCCAGGGAGUUCGCAGAAAAGAAGUAUGCCUCGUCCAGCUCCAACUCCUUCUGCUACGAGAACGAGGUGGCGUUGACGGACAAGGAGGAAAUGGAGGAGGACGACAGUGGGGGCGGUAGCGUGGGGCCCGAGGGUACCAACACGGACGCUGUAUCGGACUCUGGGCCCAACCAGUGCAUGGUGCCUCCUGACCCCAGGACCCUGCGUAGGGAAUCAGAAAUAUGACCGUUUGGACAAACUGAGCAGAGAUUUGAGGUUCCUGUAAAAAAGGAACGUAUAAGCUGAACUAUCCCUCACGCCCUCCACUUCUGAGCCCAAUGGACCGGCCGUGAAGGAGUGUGGAGUAGCUGGACUGAGAACUUAAAAUAAGAGUGUUAUUCUUGAAAAGAUGAAGGGUUGGGAGGACAGGGGUACAGGACGGAGGCACUGUUGGGUUUGUGCAGAUACAGAGGCAAAGGCUGUCGGAGAAAAAAACAGAGAAUGGAUUAUGGUAUGCUAAUUAUGGUUUAUUGAAUCAACAAAUAUGUGUGGGUAAAUAAAAUCUGAAGGGAAAGAACCAAGAGAAAAAACAGUGAAAACAGAAAAGCUAACAGCAAUGUCCUGUCAUAUUUCAUCUGUCCUGCAGAGAUGAAAAAACAAUAGGUUUAUUUGCCUUAUUUACUAUGAGGAGCUGCUAUAGAUCACACCUUUUCACCUUUUUUCACAGUGGUAUUUUUUAAGUAAAAAGCACUUUAAACAAUGAAGUGCCCCCUGGAGUAGGAAGUAUAUAUAUAUAUAUAUAUAUAUAUAUAUAUAUAUAUAUACAGUAUAUAUAUAUAAAAUGUCACAAUGAAAAAAAAACCAAAGAAGCUAUUUUUUGCACAGAAAUUAAAAAAAUGUGGUCCUGGUCUAGAAAGUUCUGAAGCCUUGUUUUAAUCUGACCAACGUUCCUGCAGGAACAGUACUGGCGGUAGGAAAGAGAUUCUUGUUAGAAAGAGAGGAACGGCUGGGAUUUUGAGGAACUUCCGUCAUGCUUGCUGCUCAUGGCAGAAAUCUUGAAACCAAUUGAAUGCUGUGACUGCCAACAUUAAGUAAAUAUUUAUUCUGAAAGAGAAAAACGAUAACCCCUCUAAUGGAAAGUGAGAGUUGAAAAUGUUCCGAUCUCUGUGCAGCCUUUUUUACAGUGUAAUGCCAACAACUGACGCACGCUGUCGGUACUCAUUUGGCUGCCGUACUGUAAGUUGACACCUAUUGCAAGUAAACUAGUACAUGGUCUGUUAAUGAGCUGGCCUCUUAACUGAGACACAAACCUGCUUUUUUUUAACACGAUUGUUAAAGUGAUGUGAUGUGUUUUGGUCCCAUGGCACCCAAUCUUUAAGCAAGAGACCUUUGCAUAGUGACUGCGACACCAUUAAAGAAGCUGAAAUGAGUGCAUGGUGGAGUGUGUGCAUGUGUCGGGGGUGGGGGGGGGGGGUAGCAUACAUUUGUGUCAGAGCAGGGCUAAUAUGAGAGCACGUACAUUAUACGUGUAGGUCGAUCCGUCUUCGUCUUGACUAAGUAUAGCAUAGCCUUGCAACAUGAGAAUCUGGGCCAGAGUCAGAACAUCAUUCAGAAAAAUGGGGAAAAACUUAGCAUUAGCCACUUUGAGGUGACUGUCUGCAGGAUAUUUACAGAUAGCUGUAAUGGUGAGGGUUAGAAGGCUGGUUGAGGGGUGUUUGGAGUGUCAUAGUAACAUGUCAGCUUUUGUUGAGCAAUGCAGGGCCAUUAGUUUGGUAGCAGACCACACCCUAAACCAUCAAGACAGCCUUGUCUGUAAUCAACUGAGUAAAUGAAUGUCAGAGAAAAAGUGCUGCUAAGUAAUACACUGAAAUAUUCAAAAGAAAGACUGAUGGCCGAAAUGUAUUAUCCUUCUCUGAAAUGAACUUUUUUUUUUUUUUUAAGUAAACAAGAAAUAUUUCUUAGAAACGCAGAGAGACUAUUUCUUAACAAGUAGGUCAAGCACUGUGCUUUUGGUCUGUGAACCAAAAAUGGGGCACUCCCUCUAAUAGAAUGGUUUUCUUUUUUUUUGUGUUUUUCUAAUGCAAAUGUAAAUAUAAGAAACUAUUUUCAUAUUUAUAGCCAAAUGUAAAUGAGUAACUGUGUGAAAAAGAGAGGAUUACUCUGUUAUAUAACCCCCUUAAUUACCAUUUCAGCUGGAUAGAGUUUAAGUCCUUUGAGUUAAUCUGGUUGAAGUGCUGCUGUCUCCCUGUGUUGUGCAUUCAUCAGUUUGAAUUUAGGAACUUUACAUUGAACAAGCCCCAUAACGAGAGAGAAUUAAAUGGUGCACGCUCCUUAAUUUAUUUAUUUUCAUUCUUUCUCUUUGUUGUAACAUAAAAAGUAUUAUUAUUAUUAUUAUUAUUAUUAUUAUUAUUUAAUUACUAUACCUUGAAAAAUCUUGAAUGAAUGGUGAUAGCAUUAUGACAUCACAACCUCAAACCUGUGUUCAUGUCCUGUCAGUGUUCCUGUUGACAUUGGAAAGUAUCUCGGUCAAGCGCCUUGAAACGCACAAAAUAUUUCUGACAUACCGGUGAAGCAAAUAAAGUGACUGUUCCUCAGCAGAAGAGGACCAUACAUGACACACUCUAGGUCAGACUUGGGCCAAAUAUGUAAUUGCUUUGGAUUCAAAUACUUCUCUACACUUUACUGAGCUGGUGUAUUGGAACCUACGAAAUGCUCUCAAAGUGAAAACCCCACCUUCUGGUUGGCUCAGUUGCACUACACAAGAUCAAUCGAGCACAGAAUCCAAAACAAUUACAUAUUUGACCCAGGUCUGCUCCUGGUGUUUGUAUGAAAUGGUUUAGGUAACUGUUUAAAAAGGUGAGAGUGGCGUGUCAUGCACAUGGAGGACCCGUGGUCUACACUGAAUAUGGCACACUGGAAAGGUCACGCUGUGUCCUCGUAGCUUGGGAUAAAUAUCAAACCCCUGAAUUACAGGACAUAAAAGGCUUCUCCCCAAGCCUUAUUGCAUCAGCACUCACGAGAACCUCCCUAAAACCCAAAUAUUUUUGAUGAAAUAACACACAGACAAGACUUCUAUUUAAUCAUUACUACAUUUAGUAUCAGACACAAGCUACAGGGAAUUUGUUUUAUAAAUUCAAAUUGAAAAUGCCUAGUUCAGCAGAAGCAAUAUAAUGUUUUAUGCACAUUUUUCUGAAAGUGAAUCUUGGGGUAAAUAAAGAUUAUGCGCCAAAAGUACUGAUGUGGUAGAGUGUGCUUCUCUGAGCCAGAAGAGUUUGCAUAUAGCGAUGUCUUGAUGGCUAGUGGCAGUGCUAGCCUUCCUGUGUUAGUAUCAUUAAAUGAAGGCCUUGCCAUCAUUUUAGCUUUACUUUUCAUAAAGACAGCAUCAUUUACAUGUCUUUUUGUAUCAGAUAUUUUUGUCUUCCUAAUGUAUAACAAAAACCACGGAAUGUACAGAUUUCUAUGUUCUGGACAAUCUUGUUAUUAUUAUUAAUAUUGUUAAUAUGAUUGUGUACCAUUUGGCUUUGUUUUUGUUUUGUUUUUGUUUUUUCAAUAAAAUAGCAACAAAUUAAAAGAAA
This is a messenger RNA of Conger conger (European conger), 5139 nucleotides long. RefSeq names its product inward rectifier potassium channel 2-like. The transcript has 2 exons. Gene Ontology annotation, cellular component: plasma membrane. Gene Ontology annotation, biological process: potassium ion import across plasma membrane; regulation of monoatomic ion transmembrane transport. Bases 536 to 1810 code for a protein of 424 amino acids. NCBI's taxonomy places the organism in Eukaryota, Metazoa, Chordata, Actinopteri, Anguilliformes, Congridae. Gene Ontology annotation, molecular function: inward rectifier potassium channel activity. The record is from RefSeq and is a predicted model, not a curated record.